AUGGGUGUUCAGGGAUUAUGGACCCUCAUUUCGCCCGUCGCCCGUCCAGUCAAUCUCGAGACAAUGGGCAGCAAGAGAUUGGCCAUAGAUUCAUCCAUCUGGCUCUAUCAGUUUCAAAAAGCGAUGAGAGACCGUGAAGGAAAAGGAAUCGUCAAUGCUCACAUCUUGGGUUUCCUCCGAAGGAUUUCUAAAUUGUUGUACUACGGUAUCAAGCCUGUGUUCGUAUUCGACGGUGGUGUCCCGAUACUCAAAAAACAAACCAUUAACGAAAGAAAGAAACGGAAACGAGGCGUGCAGGACAAUCUGGCAAAGACAGCUGAGAAACUACUCGCAGCUCAACUCAGACAAGCAGCUGUAAUGGAAGCUCAAAAGCGUUCCCAAGUCAAGCCAACGGGUGAGCUGAUCACACCAGAUACCGUAUACUUCGAUCAUCCCAUUGCCCAAGACUUCUCGGAGAAGAACAGUGUUCGGAGGAAACGCCAGUCGGAUCCCACCGAACAAAACACCACCCCGAUUCCGUCACCCACAAAGAAGUCAAGAUUUGUCCCUAAGGAUCAGUACCAGCUUCCGCCGAUCGAUAAGAUUCCUUCGGUUACCCAGAACGAUACGGAUCACCGACUGGCUACUGAGAUGGAAUUAAAACAAUUCAUCCACGAGUUUACUCCCGAAGAUCUAGACAUUAACUCUCCUCAUUUCCAGUCCCUAUCGACUGAAUUGAAGUACGAAAUCAUUGGCGAUCUUCGGGUCAAGUCCCGUCAACCCAAUAGGACGAGAGUAGAGGCGAUGCGCAAGACGAAUGAUCAUGAAUUCAGUCAAACGCAGAUCUUGAACCUUAAAAAGCGUAACGAUCUCACCCAGAAGCUUCUAACUGUCACCGAUAUGGUCGCCAAGGCCAAUCUCACGAUCCCUGUCAAAAUAGCUGCUCAACGAAACAAGGAAUACGUUCUCGUAAAAGCCUCAGAGGGUUGGAUCUUGGGAAUCGAGAAUGAAAGUCAGCAAGAGACUGGAAGCAGCAAGAAUCCAGUCAAGGUCGACGUAGAAUCUGAUGAAGAGGAUGUAGAGUUUGAGGAAGUCAAAAUCGCCGAGCCCACAGGAUCUUUGAGACAAAAUAAGGACUUACCGGCGGACUCAGACGACGAUCUGGAAUUCGAGGAAGUCCCUCUGCCAGCACCCGUCAGCAAGCCCAAGCCAAACCGGCAACAGCAAGAGGAUGACUGGAGGAAUGCCAUCCGGUUUCACUAUGGGACGAAGGACCCUCAUUCAGUAGUUGAGGUGGAGGAGACCUCCGCCUCCAAGCCCCAGGAUGACGUUAACCUAUUCCGAAUUUCAGAUGAAGAAGAUGAAGUGAUGAGAGACAUCAUAUCUGAGCUAGCAGCGCAUGAUGCUUCCAACCAAUCUGGCCCUAGUCGUGAUUUAGGUGAAGGGACGAGCAAGGGAACUAGAACAACGGGUCCACAGAGUAAGCCGCACGAGGUAGCCAAACAACAGUUCAGCACGUCUGCUACUGCUACUUCUUCUACACAGUCCCCAGCACGCAUCGCCUCCAAGGAAACGAUCAAUGAUAUCUUGGAAUCAGUCGAAUUGGAAGUAGACGACGAAUUUCUGAUACCGGCAACUGCCGCACCCAUUCAAGAAACCCAAACAGCCAUGAAGGCGAGCUCAAUCCAAGGCAUUCCAUCCAACCCAGAAGAACCAGCGAUCUCUGAAAACGAAAAUUAUGGUCGACAAAAUAAGGAAAUUGGCCUAGAAACGGUUCCCCAAUCGAAGGCAACUGUGCCUGAUAAGACGCCUCAAGUUAAAAUAAUUCCGAGUGUUUCAAAGUCAACACCAGAUGGAGCGGAGCACAUAGCUAUUAAUGAUAAGCAGAGCAGGAUGUCUUUCUUAGAUUCAAACGAAAACCAAACCACAUCUCCUGCUAGCACAGCUCCAGCAAAUGAAAGUAAUGAUCAAGUAGAAAAACUCCCGGCAUUGAAUGAACCAAUCAAUCCAUCAAAUCUCCGCAAUAUUCCAUCAUCGUCAUCGCCUGAAACACUCGUGCCCCCCUCGUCAUCUAUUGAUCGUAUUCCAAUUACUCCCGCCAAGCUCUCUACUACUGAGAAAAAUUCAAAUCAGUUACUCACCUCGAUUGAUUCCGAUUCCAAAGACCUACCGAGCCAUGACCGAGCCGUGCAGUCUACUUCGAAUAUCAGCGAAAUAACUAAGCCUUCUCCAGAUAAUGAUUCACGUUUGCAAGACGCCGAGUCCCCUCGACAAGGUGGGGCGAGUGGGUUAGACUUAGGAAACAAAGACGCGCGCUCAGAGUCACCCGAAAUCAGCAUUCCUUGGUCUCGUACACCAACACCCGAGUUAUCAAUUGAGAAGGAUGCUCAGAAUAUUGGCUCAGAUGAAGAGGAAUUUAAUAGAGUGAUCGAGGCCGAAGAGCAAGCGAUUGACACCAAUCUCGUCCUGGAGGCAAACGAAUGGGAAAGCUUUUUGGCAGGCUUAGAGGACCAAGAAAAACUGGGAGGAAUCCGACAAGAAGCCGACUCGGAGGUCCAACGAUUGAAAGCACAAAAAGCAAAAGAUAGACGAGAUGCAGAUGAUGUCAACGUCCAAAUGUCUCAAGAUAUCCAAGGCUUACUGAAGCUGUUCGGAAUCCCCUUCGUUGUCUCUCCGAUGGAAGCAGAGGCCCAAUGUGCAGAACUCUUGAAGCUGGGAUUGGUGGAUGGAAUCAUCACCGAUGAUUCGGAUGUCUUCCUGUUUGGUGGUCAUCGGGUUUAUAAGAACUUAUUCAACCAGAACAAGUUUGUCGAAUGUUAUCUGAUGAAUGAUUUGGACCAAGAGUUAGGCCUCGACCAACAGAAACUCAUCCAGCUAGCCUUCUUACUAGGUUCGGAUUACACCGACGGGUUAAAUGGUGUCGGGCCAGUGACCGCCAUGGAGAUCUUGUCCGAAUUCGAUCCCGCCUUUUCGACUAAUAAAGUCACCCAUCAGAAUCCUAAUCUGUCCGGUCUGUUGAACUUCAAAAAUUGGUGGGAGAAGGUUCAGGUGGGUAAGGAUACCGAACUGGAGUCGGGGACAUCCUUCAGGAAGAAAUUUCGCAAGAAAAAGGAUAAAAUCUGGAUAGAUGAUAAUUGGCCGAACCCCGCUGUGGCCGAGGCUUAUCUUCGCCCAACCGUUGAUCAUUCGACUGAGAAGUUCGUCUGGGGAUUACCUGAUCUGGAUGGGAUUCGAGAGUUUUUAUAUGAUCAUCUAAGCUGGUCCUCUAUCAAAACCGACGAAGUGAUCGUCCCUCUAAUCAAAAGACAAACUCAAAGGUUGAAUGGUACCGUUCAAACCCAGGGUGUUUUGGACGACUUCUUCGAUUAUUCUGUCCAGAGUAAUAAGGUUAAGCGACUUGCUCCACCACGAAUUGACAGCGGCAUCUCAAGCCAAAGAUUACAAAAGAUUGUCCAAAACUGGAGGCAGAAGAAGAAGCAAGCCAAUCAGAAUGUUGCAGAAGAAGAGGGAACUGGAGACCAGCAGCAGCACCAAGGAUCGUCGUCAGACGAGGUCGUAGUGCGUCCUCCUAAGGGCCGAAAACGCGCCAACCCGAAGCCCACUAAACCCCCGGCAAAAGCACGCAAAAUCAAGCCGAAGGAGGCCGUGCAAGUCCAGCAAACCAGCGCACCAUCCACGGGUACAUCAGCCCCCAAAUCGAAGGAUGCAGCUACUCCGGCCAUCAAAACACGGUCGAGUAAGAGGACCCAAUCCUCCAAUCUCUCAAAGACUGCCACAACCGGUAAAAGUUCUUACGCAGAAAUCAGCGAUCUUCUCGGGUCUUCUGGCCACGAAGGGUCGGACUCAGACUUGAGCUUCCACUCUUCCUCCUUCUCGGCCGCUGAUCCGGACGAAGACGGAGACUUCGAGGUGGUCAAAAAGAACCCGAAGAAGAAGGCCUGA
This is a messenger RNA of Puccinia triticina, 3921 nucleotides long. RefSeq lists its product as uncharacterized. Gene Ontology annotation, biological process: nucleotide-excision repair. Gene Ontology annotation, molecular function: DNA endonuclease activity; single-stranded DNA binding. The record is from RefSeq and is a predicted model, not a curated record. NCBI's taxonomy places the organism in Eukaryota, Fungi, Basidiomycota, Pucciniomycetes, Pucciniales, Pucciniaceae. The coding region runs from base 1 to 3921 and encodes 1306 amino acids. The transcript has 8 exons. Gene Ontology annotation, cellular component: nucleus.